Molecule: messenger RNA, 3375 nt
Organism: Entamoeba invadens IP1
Lineage: Eukaryota; Evosea; Mastigamoebida; Endamoebidae
Exons: 1
Coding region: 1-3375 (1124 amino acids)
Source: RefSeq, a predicted model, not a curated record
AUGGCGAGUCUUCUUCUUUUUGCAUUCAUUUUUGGAGUUCUUUCAUUGAAUUACAAAGCUACAAAAAAGCUUGACGACAAUUGCAAUUUGGCUUGUUUCUUAUCAGGAUUUAAAGUUAAUGUUAACUUCAACGAUACAGCUUGUGGCAGUGUACUUGGUUCCACGUUUUGCUUCAAGUCGUUAUACAUUGAUGAAAUAUUAUUGAAAUCAAUUGAUGGCAAAGUGGACAAUGUAGAGAACCCGCAAUCAUUUUCGGCCUCAUUGACUCUUGAAAAAAUUCAUGCAAUUGGAACAUUAACUGGUUCUGAUUUAAAUACCGAUAUUGGAGUCGCUGACCUCACUUUACACGACGCUUCAAUGAACUUUGGAAUGAGUAUGACUACCUUUAAUUACAAAGGAUAUGAUUUGGUCGAUACUGUGAAAUCUGACAUGAAAGUCGACUUGAAUUCCAAUGAAAUGGAUAUUGCGAUAACAUGUCCAACAGGCAAUUUCUUGUGUAAAUUAUUGAAAUUUGCAACCAAUUUGGGGGAUCUCGUCAGCUCCAUUUUACAGAGUGUUUUGAAUAAGGAAAUACCAACACUUGAGCAAAUGAUUGAUUCCAAUUUGACUUCAAUAUUUAACCAAACGAAUCAUGAAUACGUGAUGGUGUAUUUAGAAAGAAUGGAGCCUACAAUAAUUCCAGUACCAAAUGGAAUGACCAAUUUAACUGAAAGUUCCUUGUUUGAUAUGAUCUCAUGGGCUUCAACUUAUUUGUUUGGAGGAAACAGUUCACUUGGGUUGAAUAACUUGAUAGACAGAUUCACUAAGAACACAGGAUCCUUUGUCGUUGGUUUUGGUGAACAAGACACAUUUGCAGAUCUUUCUGACACCAUUCUAAAUGUUCUUCAGUUUAAUAAUAUCACCAUCCCUGAUAUCAAUGGCACCUUAGACUUUGGUCUUAAAUUCUUGAAUAUCAGUGGGCUGAACACUUGGAAUAAGAUGGAGUUUUUUGAACCUUUAAGAUACACAAAGAGUGAGACUAAUGUCUCUAUUUGUGAGUCACAACCUUAUUGUGAUCAACAACUGAAGAUAUCAUCUGGCCUUCAAAUGUUAUCAAUCAACGUUUCAUUCACCAUGAAUGCUUCUGCUGACGGCGAAAUGAUCAACACAUCUGGGAAGAAGCUUCACGAAGAAGGCAAUUUGUAUGUUUUAGUCACUGACAACUAUUUAGAAGGACGUAUCCAAGUCGCUAUUCCCAAUGGAAAGUUCGAAGAGUACUCUAACAAUCAAUGCACCAACAUCACUUGUUUACUCGCUUUAUUCCAAAAUGGCACUGGAAUUCCUUUAUUGAGGGUGAACACUUCUUUGGAUAUUCUGAAGAUGACUGCGGCAUCUUCUUCAAUAGAAGACGGAGUACAACAUAUAAUUAAUUCCGUUGCAGAUGUCUUCAUCAACAGAUACAAACCAGUCAUUCCAGCAUUUUUAAAUGGGUUAGUUAAUGGUCUUGGUGGAGAUGCAGUCAACUCGUUGUUGGAAGGUUAUAUAGGAAAGAGUUGUGAUCAAGACCCUGAUAUGGCAGUCAAAGAGUACAACACAGCCGUUGUAGCAACUACUAUUAGUGUCGCUUUUGUUCUUUCUUUGUUAAUAUGCUGCAUAGCAAUUUUGUUCUUAGUUGUGAAAUGGAGAAUGGCAAAGCAAGUUGAUUCCGAAGAGAAGAGCACAGAGACUGCCGAUCAAGAGAAAGUUUCUGAAUGUGAAGAGAAUGAGAAGACUAAGAAACCAUUCUUGGAGAGACUUAAAGCAUUCCCAUUGUGGUUCUGUAAACAAUGGACUCGAACAGACCCAGAAGGAGCUUCACUCUUCUUGGAUUCGAGAGUAAAUAUAGUCAUAAGAGUGGUGAUCCCAUUUGUCAUCUUGUUAGGUAUUGCACUCUUCUUAACUUCAAACACUGGCGUUGGAGCUACUGUAAAUGCUUAUAUUUCAAUAGGCAAUGAGAACACUAUUGUGUUGCCAGUCGCCGACUUUGGUUUGAUGAAUUCAGUCAAAGAUAUGUGGACUGCCAAAGUCUACCCACUUGCUAUAUUGAUCAUGUUAUUCAGUGGUGUAUGGCCAUAUGCAAAGCUUGCAGUUCUUUUAUUCACGUUCUUCAUGCCAUCUAAAAUAGUCCCGCCAAAGGUCAGAGGAUACAUUUUGUUAGUCUUAGAUGCGUUAGGAAAAUGGUCAAUGCUCGAUUCGUAUGUCAUGGUGUUGAUGAUUGUUGCAUUCUACUUUAACAUUCCACUUCCUAUUCGACAUGGAGAUAAUGUAGAAGACCCUGUUAAGAUCAAUUUGUAUGUCGAUGAAUGUUAUGGGUUCGUUACAUUGUUGUUAGGCACCUUAUUCUCACUAGUCCUCUCUCACGUCGUUGUUGGAGUUCACAACUUCUUACAACACAAUCCAGAAGAUAAUAAAGGCAAAGAAGGCCUUUCAUGGAAGCCAUUGUUCAUGUACACCAGAUUCCUUGUUACCAAAAUAGUCAUUCCGGUGUUCUUGUUUAUUACCUUUGUAUUGGUGAUGACUGGAUUCUUCCUCACUUCAUUCUCAUUUGACUUUAAUGGUCUUGCUGGCUGGGCACUAAAGAUAUUGGGACAAUCACCAGAAAGAACCUUUUCAGUGGUCGACCUUGGAACACAACUUCCUGGUGCUGCGAAAGAGCCAAAUAGCUUUGCUGUUAGAAUUACACAAAUUGUCUACUUCUUGACGAUUGUUGCUAUUCCAAUACUCCACUUGGUCUCUCUCUUUGCACUUUGGUUCUUGCCAUUACAGAGAAAGUUCCAAAGUUGGUUGUAUCAUGCAUGUGAAGUGUUUUAUGCGUGGUCUUGUAUUGAUGUCUUUGUGAUCAGUGUAAUUGCUGCGAUUGUAGAAUUGUCACAGUUCGCUUCGUUCAUGGUGGAGCCCAUGUGUGGUGCCAAAAUCGAUGCGCUUGGAAUGAGCAUUGAUGAAAUUGUAGCUAAAUUCUUUGGUGAGGAACAACUCAUUGAGGGACACGAGACUUGUUUUGAAGUCAAAGCUAAUCUUGAGAGUGGAUGUUGGUUACUCUUCGUUGCAGUUGUUUUGUAUACUAUAGUAACUAUUGCUAUGAUGCAAAUAGUUAAGCGAGCGUUAGCCAAGAGACUUCCAACACCAGAAGAGCUCGACAAAAUGCAUGAAAAUUGCAUUGAAAUGAAAGAAGAAAACACAGACGUGCCAAUUGCUUCUCCAGUGAAUGUUGUUGGUGCUGAUGGAACUCCAGAUCAACACACUUUAGAACCAGUCGAACCAGAAACUGACAGUAACAAAGAAGAAGAAGUAAUGAACGAUAAUAUUAAAGAAGAAGAUGUGCCACAAACUGUCACAAAUGAUGAGCAAGAUGCUUAA